Cladophialophora bantiana CBS 173.52 is the source of this 1593-nucleotide messenger RNA. RefSeq lists its product as uncharacterized. Lineage: Eukaryota; Fungi; Ascomycota; Eurotiomycetes; Chaetothyriales; Herpotrichiellaceae. The coding region runs from base 1 to 1593 and encodes 530 amino acids. The record is from RefSeq and is a predicted model, not a curated record. The transcript is spliced from 3 exons.
AUGUCCAUUGCUUCAUUGGCUUCUAAGAUUUCGCCCGAACCAUCUGAUCAGAAGCUUAUUCAGCAACUUCGCAAGCUGGAUUUGACUGUCAAGCCAGAUAAUGACGACGAAACGGCCAGGACUAUUGCACAUGCCAUCAACCGCCUCGGUUUCACAGCGAAUGCCAGACAAACCCCAGAUGGUUCCUUGACCACCAGCAAGUCUCGUGUAUCCUCCAAGCCUGGUGGCGACCUGGGCACGGUUACUCCGGAUCCUGUCCAGUUGUCUUUCGAUGCAGCUGAAAAUUCUUUGGAUAACGAAACCGGCGAUGAUUCGAAUCCCUGCAACAAAGUGCAGGAUGGGCGGUUCUGUCGCUUUGGUUGCAAACCUAUUUCGAUCAUUGUUGAUGACCGGAAGUACUUCAUUCACGACGGAAUUUUCUCGCUCAUGUUCCCACGCGAAGUUCUCCCGGAGGGAAAUGACACCUUCUGGCUGACUGAUAUUGAUCAAGAUCUAUUUGAAGCUGCGGUCGAAUAUCAUUACAAACAGGACAUUGAUACGCUCAAAGGGAAGCUUAGUCGUGAGGAGCACUAUUCGAACGACCUUGGAGAAUUUGCCAAAAAAUACGAGAACUGGUCUCUGCUCGGCGCACUCUGGCUGAUUUGGGAAAUCAAUCCCUUGGAUAUUUUGUCUAACCUCGCCGAUAUCUACAGCUGUGCUGACGACAUCCCAGGGUUCAGAGCCUACUUCCGACAUUGCUUGAGACAGGAGCUUCCGAAGCGACUUGAGAAAGGUAGCUCAAGCGAUGUCAUCUCCGAGCUCGUCUCUUAUUUGCACGAUGACGAGGAUGCCACGAAUGAUGUGACCACAGUGCUUCACGACUUGUGGGUUUCGAGCAUUAAUGCAGUAGAGUCCUUGGAAGACGAACUCGCUGCUCGGGACGGUGACAAUGCCGAGUGUCUCUCGGACGAGAAUGAAGACAGUGGUUGGAGAGAUGCUCCAAAUGAUGGAUAUUGGGCGAGCCACAACGGAAACUAUGAACAGCCGAACAACUGGGCGGCGAGUGUUGUGGAUGAGGAUGUCAAGUCACGAAGCACGUCGAAGAUUCCAACUGCGUAUGCCGCGCCAUCAGACCCUCUGCCUCCUGGGGUGGAGGUUCCCAACGCGGCCGACUCACACCUUUCGGCAUCUCCUAUUCCUCGCCCAGUAGGGAAUACCAUGCCUCUCCAAUUCGAAUGGGGUCAUCAAACUUCGCGUCGUCUGAAUACGCCAGCCUUCUUCCCGGAACCAGCCCCCGCCCAUGUCGGCAAUUCCGGCUUUGACGCGGCGGUAUCCCGCACUUUGGCUGCUGUGCUGAGCAUGCCUGCUCUUGCGCACCGCAUUUACUAUUGGUUGAGCAAGCAACAUACGGAGAUGGCGUGGCGUGGGUGGCAGGGAAUACCAGAAAUUGCUACCGGGAUAGGAUGCACUGACGUGGAGGCGCUGGUCGCGAUCAAUAAGCUCGUGGGAGCUGGGUUAGUUGAGGAAACUGCCGAGAACUCGUCGGGCAUGGGAAGGUGGAUCUACCGCACUACUAUUCUCUCCCAGAAGACAGGCUCUUCUGGCGAGGAUUGA